Messenger RNA from Geodia barretti, 258 nucleotides. The record is from the annotation of a GenBank genome assembly. Lineage: Eukaryota; Metazoa; Porifera; Demospongiae; Tetractinellida; Geodiidae.
AUUGAUGGGCUGGGUUUAGUUUUAGCUGUUGCCAGUUUGCGUAGAGUCUGACGCGGGCUAACUACACUACUAGAUAGCAUGCGAGAGGCGAUAAACGCCCGGCGUUGCAUCUUCUGGUGCCUCCGAGGUACGCAGAGCAUGCGGAUCGAUCAGACUGUGCUUUGCAACGGAGCAGAGAAAACCAUUCAAAAUUGCUGACCUUCAUUGCCCGUUAAGUUGGUCAUAUCCUUUGUGAGACGAACAAACACUCGAGAAGUU